CCCCUUUUGUAGACGUCAGGUUAACCCGCCCCUUUUGUAGACGUCAGGUUAACGGAAAAUGUGUAAUAUUUUGCAAUGAAUAUCAGGGGAAAUGAACAAUGAGAGCACAAAGUUUCGUUAGCUAACAGGUAGGCAUAAAUAUAUAUUUUUUUGGCAAUUGCUGCUGAUUUUGAUUAUUAGUAACACUAGAAAUAGGUUCUUGUUACGCCCCAUCUCCAAAGAACACCUUUGUUCACUUUACAAUAUUAACUCAACAACAAACUGUCCAUUGAAGAAUUAUCUGCAUUUCAAUUAUAUUAGUUUAAAUACAACAUCUAAGUGGCCUUCCUUAUCAAGUUCCAUUUAAGUGUAUUGCUACCACCCUAAGCCUAUAUCCAUCAAUUCACAUAGAUCCUAUCGUGUUGUCUAAGCCUCUUGAUAAUUAUAUAACUUAAAUAAGGAAAAAUGAAACGAGGCCCCCAGCCUAAUAGGGAUGGAUAUUAUGAGUUCAGCACCCUUAGGUAUUUGAAUAUGGAUAAUCAAGUGUAUGUGUUAUAAGUUUGGUGAAGAUCCAUCUCCUCAUGUAGAAGUAAUUUUUGUUAAUUUUAGUAACAUAGCUCAUACUAGGAAAACAAAAUGGGGCACCCGUCCCCAAACGGAAUGUUUAAAAAAUUUAAAUAACCCCUUAAAGGGUCCUUCUGGAUACUGAUGGAUAUUAUGCCAAGUUUGGCCAGAUCCAUAUAUCCAUGUCAAAGCCUUUGUGGAACGGACAGACCCACAAAUGUUUACUUUUAUAUGUAUAGAUUUAUAUAUAUAUAUAUAUAUAUAUAUUAUAUAUAUGACUAGCAAAUAUACCCAGCGUUGCACGGGAUUGAAUUAGGACCCCGAUCCUGGUGAGACCCCAAUCCCAUUCUAACCAAGAUCCCAGUGCAAUCCCUUUUCCCGGUGAUUCGCUUCCCGGUGGGAUCCUCUUUUCUUGUGGCUCCGGAUCCAGGGGGAAUCUAGAUCUCCGUGGGAUCCCGAUCCCGUCCGUGUCUUGAUCCCAGUGGGAUCCCGAUCGCGAUGGAUCCCGAUGGGCUACCGAUUCCGUUAGGAUACUUUUUCUCUGUGGGAUCCCGUUCCACCUAGGGACUCUCUUUUCCGAUUUGACCCUUUUUCCAAAGGAUCCCGAUCCCAGUUUGAUCGCAUUACCCUUUGGGAUCCCGAUGGUAUCGCGUUCCCCGAUGGGAUCGCGUGACCGAUGGGUUGCAGUUUACUGUUGUAUCUCGAGCCCCCAUUAGUUUGGUCAAGAUCCAUCCAUCAAUCCAUGUAAAGGCCUUUGUGGAACAACGAAAGCCACAAACAAACAAACAAAUUUUCACUUUUAUAUAUAUAUAAACUAGCGGAUAUACCCGGCUUUUGCCGGGAUAGCAUUUAGAACGAAAGAACUUCUGCAAUCUAGAGCCUUACAAUUAUUCCGAUCCUGCUGGGCUCCCAAUCCGUUAGUACACCGUUUCCCGGUUGGAUUUCGAUCCCUCAGGAUCCCAAUUCCGGAUGAUUCCAGUCUAUUUGGUAUUCCGAUCCCGGUGGUAUCUCAAUAACAGUGGGAUAACGAUACUGGUGGGAUCCCGAUAACGGUGGGGUAUUGAUCUCGGUAGGUUUGAGUUUUCCUAUAGGAUCCCGAUCCGAAUGGAAUCCCGAUCCCAUUUAAGAUGUUGAUCCCGUUAGUAUCCCGUUUCCCGGUGGGAUCCUCUUCUCUGAUAAAAUCCCAUUUCCUGAUAGGAUCCCGAUCCUGAUUUGGUCCCAUUACCCGAUUGGAUCGUGUUACCGUUGGGUUCAAUUUGCUGCUGGAUCUCGUUAAGCUUUUACAUCACUUAAUAUAUCCCCGUAGAACUAUAUAGAACUUUCGCAAACAUUCUAGAUUAAAUUUAAUAACCUCCUCGAAACGUGUAAAAAAUGUCUUUUGUAAGUAAUUAUUCUUCGAAUAUGAAAAAUUAUGAAACUAAAUGGACUACUAUAAUUAUAGUACAUUUAAGAUGAAAGAGCGGCCCCGGGGGGGCCCAUUCCAUAAUUGUACCGAACCUUUUUUGUCUAAGGGGGGUGGGGGGGCAUAAAAAUCAGUCGGAUUAAUCAUAGAGUUCAAAUUUAAAAUUAGUCCCAUUAAAAUCUAUUUUUAAAUUCCAUAGAAAUCGCUUUCCAAAAUUAUCAAACUUUCUGAACAAUUCUAUAUUAGAUAUUGUUAGUUUUACAACCACCGAUAUUUUAAUACGAACUAAGAAGGGUAAUGAACAAAGCUUGCCCAGUUAUGCAUCUUCCCCUUUCAGCCUUUAACUUACAAAAUUAACCAAUAAAACAAAAUAUUCAACAUCAGUAUUUAGAUUUGAGCGAUAUUACAUGCAUUUCUUACUUCAAAAAUAAACAUUAUAAUUAUUAUAAUAAAUAUUUUCCCAACAUUAACAUGUCGUUUGGGGUCGAUCAUUAAUUACGUCAACUCUUUACAAGCAAUUUUUGGAACCCCCUUCCCCCCCCCCCCUUGUCAAUAACUGUCAAACUUUCAAUGACCCCCCUAUUUUAUUAUGUUAACAUUUUCUAACCCCCACCCCCCAUCCUAAAGGAAUUAUAUCAUAAAUAAAUUUAUAAAUACAUUUUACUUUGUGCUGACCUAUGACAAUAAAAAUUGUAGGAAAAACAAUUCAUUACAUCUUUAGGUUGUUAAUCAACAAGUUAAUGAGCUUUUACAGUUAAAUUUUAUAAUGCAGAAUCAAUUGAAAGGUUGUUAAAGACUCAAUAUUAUUGUUUGAGGAAUAAAUAUGAUUAUUCUCAGUAAAGCUGACAAUUAUAGUAAAGUUUCUUGCUGCUAUCAUCUUCCCAAGGAGUAGCCAGGUUUGCUUUAUUUAUAGAAACAGGGACAUCAUUUUGGGUAGGGCAGCGGGGAAUGUGCCCCCCCUCCCCCUACAAUUUGCAAGUUUGACCAGCCAUCUGCAGUGCACAGACACACGUUAAAUAAAUCCGAUAUUAUUAGACUAAAAAUUAUAUGACCAUAAUUUAUUCAUUUACAUUUACAACAUUUGUAAAAUAAUGUAAUAACAAGUCAAUUUUUAAGAUUAAAAUUUUAAUAGAGAAAACAGUUUUGUUGACGUUAACUAGUCUAAACCCUCUCCCCGCCUCCUUCUCCCUUGUCAACAACCUGUCAAACAUUUCCAAAACUCUCCCCCCCCCCCACCCCCUUUCCUAUUUUGUUGAAGUAAUUAAUGGACGCCCCUUUUUCGCUUUUUAAGCGCAUAUGAGAUUUGUGAUAAUAAUGUAAAAACAAGUCAAUUUUUAAGAUUAAAAUUUUAAUAGAGAAAACAUUUUUGUUGACGUUAACUAGUCUAAACCCCCUCCCCGCCUCCCUCUCCCUUGUCAACAACCUGUCAAACAUUUCCAAAACUCUCCCCCCCCCCCACCCCCUUUCCUAUUUUGUUGAAGUAAUUAAUGGACGCCCCUUUUUCGCUUUUUAAGCGCAUAUGAGAUUUGUGAAAAAAUGGAUGGUUUGAAAAUUAGUUAACUUUACUUUUGUUAUACAUUUUUUCCGCUUAAAGUUAAAGUAGGCUUAAAACUUGCAGUGAAAUUUUCAAUAUUUACUUUUCUUUAGUUUUUUUUUUCCUCUAAGGGAAGUCACUCUUGAAAAAUUAUGUUGUGUUGCCAAUGUCAUCAUUUUUGUUCCACGUCGUUAAUACUAAUAACAAGUUUAAAUAACACCAUUAUAUAAGUAUGUGAUAUAAAUUAUAAUAUUAAAACUUUAAAUUCUAGUUAACUUAAUGGCAUUUAUAUUUGUGUCGUUCAAUAUUAUGCUUUAUGAAAGAUGUGGAACCAAUUAUGAGUGACUACCCAGACACACAUUUCAAAAGUACUUUUUAAAAAAUUUGGUAAUUCAAGUCAAGUAGGACUUCCAAGUAUGCCAACAAAGGCAAAAAUCAAUUCUAAUUUACAUUUUUAAUUACCAUAGUUAACAAGAACAGUUAACAAGUUAGCAAUAUCCAUUAGGCUACCCAUUCAAAAAAGAAAAGGUCAACAAAGUCAUCAUACUUACUAAUAAAUACUAGCUACUAGGCCUUCAAAAUGACAAAAAUUUAAAUUCCUUCAUUAAUUAUUAACUUCAUUAUUUAUAUUCAUUGUCAUAGUCAAAAUGAGAAGGUCAUUAAAAAAUGUAAAAAUAAAUCUUUAAUCAUAAAUUAUUUGCAGUUUUGGUAUUUUAUGCAGUCCCCCUUUUGCAUAUAUUCACCCAUUGGUAAUAUAUUUAAUUAAAUUUUUUGAAUUAAAUUAUUAAAUUUGUGGUGAAUGCUGAGAAAUGAAGUAACAAUAUAGGCCUAGUAACAAUUGCAAAAAAACUAAAGAUAUUUUGGUGAUGAAAAUUUAAGAAGAAAGGACAAUCCUCGGUGAAUCAAUUAAUAAUAUCUCAUUAUAGCAUAUUUGUUGUAAAAACCAAAAGCAAAAAUACCUACAUUUUUUUUUCUUUUAAGGAUGAAUACAGAGAAUUAAAAUUCCUGAUAUAGAAAAUUAGCUAAACUAAUCCAAUUAUUCAUCUAAAAGCUCAUAAAUUAAUCUUACCCUUACAGCCUUACUGCAACUGCUAUGUUUGAUUUCAGUAAUAAAACAGAUAAUCUUGGCUCAUAAUAUUUUCUUUUAAAUAUUGCUUUCAGUUUCAUAUGUUUAAAUUUCUUGCUUUCGAAUUUUACUUUUAUUUUUGAAAGAAUAAGAAAAACAAUUGUAUUUACAAUAAUAAUAUUAAAAAAUAAUUUUAAAAGUUUUGCUACAUUAAUUUGAUCUAUUUCUACCAAUAAUUUCUUGAACAUUUCCCCUAAAAAUAACAAUGAUUCAUUACCAUUAUUAAGUGUAAGCUUCUUUUAUAGUCAUCAGCAUUAGGGGCCAUCAAUUUAGUUGUAUGCAAAAAGAGUACAAUUUUAGACCCCCCUCCCCCUGUUGCUUGCAUUCUUUUUUAGACGCUCCCUGUGCAUAUGGUCAAUGAGCUCUGACCCCUCACCCCCCACACACAAAAUCAACCAACAAAUCAAUUUAUUUCCCACUGUUUAGUGAGCCCAGUGGUUCCUAAAAUAUGCACCGUGUCAUGCUGGGAAGCCGCAUUGCCCUUGGGCGGAGCCAUGUGAAAAGGGCAACUCUUUAUUAAAUAAGAAUCUAAUGAAGAUCUCAAAAACGUAUAUGUUAAAAUUUGAUACAAUGGGCCUGGAGAAAACCUAUCUUGGCAGAGGGUGCCAAAAAUCAAAAACAUUCUAGGAACCAACAGAAUCCCCCCCUCCCCCCCCCCCGACGCAUCCUCAUAAAUCUGUGAAAAAAAUUAGAUAUAGGGCCACACUUAAAUGACACAUUUGUGGACCCUCCCUCCCACAUACACUUCCCUUGAAAGGGCCUGGGCAUUUAUGAUGGCUUCAUAGAUGAAUGGUGGACUAAAUAUUCCUCUUUUACUAGUGUGAUAUCCAGCGUAUUCACUUUUGAAAACACAAAGAAUUGUAUGGCCCCUUGCAAUAAUAUUUACUAAACAUACAAGUUUUUUUUUACCAUACAAAUUUUUUUUAAAAAUAGAAUGUAGAGAAUUUUUCAUAGCCAAGAUUUGUCAAAACUAAUAGUGCAUAGACUUUUUUUAAAAUGAUAAUCAUAUGAUUUUUUUUGCUCAUAAAGAAAAAUUAAACUGUACAUUACAGAUUGCAACUGUUUAUCAAUAAGACGUAUUAACAACAACAUCAAACAGCAACCACCAUAGUUUUCAAAGAGCUGCCAGCGAGGAAAUCUCUGCUGCUGUUAUUUUUACUUUUAUCUUUGGUGUUUUUAAUUCUGCAACAUGUAAGUUAUUAAAAAACAGGAAUUUGUCUUGUUUUAUAACAUGGGAAACACAAGGUAUUAUAAUCUAUACAAUUCUUGCUGUAAUGUUAAAAGUUUACCAAAUGCUUUCUAAUUCUAUACUUCUCGAGCUAAUGUUUUGUCAUUCAAUGUCAGCCUCCACUACUAAGCACUUUUUUUUGUCAGGAAAUUAUAUUGAAUUUAACUGUAAGGCAUUACUAAAUUGUAAUCAUGAUUAUCAUUGUCACAUCAGGCCAUAUUUUUUUCACUUUAAAAAUAACUCUGGUAUUAAAAAUGUUUAUGACUCUUUCAUUAUAUCUUUAGAUCAUCUCCAGCUACAUUGGAUCCAUGGCUUCAACUUCCAUUCGGGAAAAGCCCCACAUCACAUUUGGCAUUGUGGCCGAUGUUCAGUAUGCAGAUUGUGAUGAUGGUACAGACUUUUCAAAAACACGAGAACGCUUCUACAGAAAUUCUUUGAGCCUGCUGAAAAAUGCUAUCAAUGACUGGAAGCGUUUGGAUGACCCUGUUGCCUUUGUGCUCCAGCUGGGAGAUCUGAUUGAUGGCAAAAACAAUCUUGGUGGUGAAAACAGUAGUAAAAAGGCUUUGUCUACAGCUCUUCAUCCUUUUAAUUCCCUCCACAUACCAGUUUACCAUGUCAUAGGUAACCAUGACUUGUACAAUCUGAACCGGUCUUUCUACCUGACAUCAGCUCUAAACAGUUCCCUUUCCCUCAGCAUUGAAACUACGACAAAUCACCUUUAUUACACAUUUCUUCCGCAUCCAAAACUUAGAGUUGUUGCCCUUGACACCUACGAGGUUGGUUUACUGGGAUACAAAGACAGCCCAGAUGAUGAAAACUUCAAAACCGCACAACUUUGGUUCAGACAGCACAACUCUAAUGAGGACAUCAAUGAUGUUGUGGGUUUGGAAGGACUAGAAAAACGUUGGGCAGCUUACAAUGGUGGUAUUAGUGAAAAACAGUUGCAAUGGCUGGCCCAGGUCUUAAACAAAGCACAAUCCAAAGAAGAAAAUGUAAUCAUAAUAAGUAAGUAGGCCUCUUCGUUGCAUUUUAAAAAUCUAAAAUGGAUAUAAUUGCUUUUGAUAAGUCUUGUGUUUAAAUGGGUUAAAAAGUGUUGAAAAUUAAAGCCAACUCACUGGUAAUUAAGUCUAGUGGAUAGCAUAAUAUUUGUUUUUUAAAAGAACAUGUAUUUUUGGAGUAUUGCAAGAAAGAAAACAUUAAUUUUGUUGGUAGAUACGUCUUCACUAGCAGGCAAACACCAGGCACAAAAGUAAACAUUUUUGUAGAAAUAGUUAAAAAAAUUAUAUCCAUAUCUUAAAAUGACAUAGAUUUUUAUUUUGUAACUGUCGCUCAUUUAGGACCACUUCCUUGUACAUCAACAGAGACAUAAUGAUUAUCAUAAAUAUCUAUCUUUUGAUAUGUUAUGUAUAUUUCUUCAUUUGUACCAGCAUCUCUUCCAAAACAAUGUCUUUUGUUGCUCUAAUUUUUAUUAUAUUAUUAUCUCUGUUGAGCUCUUUUCCCUUUGUAUUUGUAUCUAUGUUUUUUUAUCAAAGUUUGAUGUCUAUGUCCCUGUGUGCACCAUUUUUAAAAAAAGACAAAUUUUUUUUUCCUUUUAACAGCUCACGUUGCCCUUCAGUGUGAAGACAGAGACUAUGCCAUAUGUCUCGUUUGGAACUAUGAAGAAAUAAUGAAUGUGAUCCGUCAGUUCAGAUGUGUUAUUGGAGUAUUUGCUGGGCAUGAGCAUGCUGGCUGGGACUUUGUUGACAAUCAUGGCAUUCAACACAUCACCUUACAGGGGAUCAUAGAGACACGUCCAGGUGGAAAUGCUUAUGCUACAGCUAGACUCUGGGAUGAAACAUUGACAAUCACAGGAGUAGGGAGGGUCCCAAGCUUUACUAUACCUCUGCGCUAUCCUAUUUGAAAUUAUUUGUAAUUUAGUUUUGAUUCUGAUUUUCCUUUGGUAUUUAAGUUUUUUGCAAGUUUCCUUAACAAAAAGUGUAAUAAAACAAUUUUUUAAAAAUUAACUUUCUGAUAGAAAAUUUUACAAGAUAUGGUUCAGUGUGUGCAGAAUAAGUUUCACUUAUAAGAUCACAAUUUUAUGCUGCAGCGAGAAAUUUAUUAAUUAUUAAAAACAUAAGCUCAAUUGUUUUAAAUUUUCUCUAGCAUAUUUGGUAUCAGUAGAGAAAAUAAUUUGAAUCAUUUGAUUUGAUUUUAUUUCUAGUCUUACAUAGUUCAAAAAUUUGUUUGCUCAAAUUUUAACAUGAUGCACUUAUUUGAAUUUAUUUUUAUUGAUGGAUUUUUUUUUCUCUCAUAAUUUAUCUAAAAUAAAGGAAGGGCAUCAACUAAAAGACUUAAAUGGAAGAUCUAAAAAUAUUUAUCAAAUUUUAUUAUCUUGUUUAAACCAAUUACUAAGAAGUGUCAAUAUGCUCAAAAUGUUUAUCUGCUGGUCUGAGUUGAAAAUGUUAAGUUAAAUUACAGGCAUCUCUUCAAGAACCUAAGAUUUAAAGAGUCAGUGUUAACCAUUUAACCGGAUGAACUAUUAUAAUUUGUGGGACUUUUACAUGCAUUCCAAAAUUUUUAUCAAAUUAAUAGGAGAAAAAUAUUAUUUAUAAUUUAUAUUGUUCUUGAUGAAAGAAAAAUUCUAAAAUAAGUUACAAAAAUGUAUUCAUGAAAGCCAAAACUAUAUUACAUAAUUUAAUAUUAAAACCUCCAGAAAUAAUAUUAAAAUAUAAUUGAAAUACAGAAGAUUGUCAAUUAUUUGACCCAGAAUGUGAUGGCAAUAAAAACUUUGUUUUCAUGUCUCCAAAAAAGCAAAAAAGAAAUAAUUUUAAUUUUGUAGGCCUAUAUAUUAAAACUGAUACACUCAAUAAUAGUUAGUAUUGAAAUAAUGCUUAAAGAAUGAAAAUAAUUUAAUGGAAAUAGAAAAAAAAAUGUGUGUAUUGAACUGUAAAGUUUCAAGAAGAGAAUAUCUGAAUAUUGAACAGGUUUUUGUACAUUGUGUUUGAAAUGUUAACCAAAAACAUUAUGGUGUGUCACCUUUGACAUACAUUUCAAGGGUUCAGUUUAAACAUUGUAGGGUAACUAUAAAUGUUGGAUUAUCAUGAAUAGUCACAAACAAGUUAUUUAAUAAUGCUGUAGACCAAAAAUAGAUUUACGAAAAAAAUAUUAUUAACAAAUUAUGCUUACUAAACAGAAUAUAUAUUUUCAUACACCUUAAAUCAAAACGCCCUACAUCAGUAAUAAUUGGAUUAGGGAUGAGGGGCACAGUCCUAAAAAAUGUGAUACCUUUUUCAGUUAAAAAUUUGGCUCCUCACAAACUGUAAUACUUUUAGUGUUCUUUUUUAAAAUAAAUUUAAUUACUGUAUCUACACACACACACACAAAUAUGAAUUCAACAUUCUUAUUUCAGGUUUUAAAAUAUUCUUAUUUUUUAUUAUGAAAAAUAAAUGUUCUUAAAAAUCUGCAUUUUAUUUAUGUUUUAACAAAAGUUAAAGAAUCUCAGAUAAUUUUAGGUACCAGUAGAAAAAAUACAGCAGGAAUAUAAAUAUCAAAGCAAAAAGAUUCAGGAGUUUACACAUUCAUUUCAAUAAUUUUGAUACACUACAUUACUGUUCGUUAGAUUAGACAUGACAAUAAAACUCUCACCAAGAUACAGGUGAAACUGUGUUAUAUUUAUAUGUUUGAUGAUAAUCUUAGUGAAACCUUUUCACUCAUUUAAUACUGAGAAACAAUUAU
Lymnaea stagnalis (great pond snail) is the source of this 9547-nucleotide messenger RNA. Lineage: Eukaryota; Metazoa; Mollusca; Gastropoda; Lymnaeidae. The record is from the annotation of a GenBank genome assembly.